Pyrus x bretschneideri (Chinese white pear) is the source of this 894-nucleotide messenger RNA. Its product is annotated as mitochondrial import receptor subunit TOM20. Lineage: Eukaryota; Viridiplantae; Streptophyta; Magnoliopsida; Rosales; Rosaceae. The record is from RefSeq and is a predicted model, not a curated record. The transcript is spliced from 6 exons. Gene Ontology annotation, molecular function: protein binding. Bases 64 to 684 code for a protein of 206 amino acids. Gene Ontology annotation, cellular component: mitochondrial outer membrane translocase complex. Gene Ontology annotation, biological process: protein insertion into mitochondrial outer membrane.
UGCUCUGAGCCAGAGAGUGAGUCAUACUAACCUAUUUUGCACCAAAAAUCGCCGUCAGCCGCCAUGCAGUUCUCCCAGGAAGACUUCGAUCGCCUCUUGCUCUUCGAGCACACUCGCAAAACCGCCGAAGUUAACUACGCCAAGAACCCUCGCGACGCCGAUAAUUUGACGAAAUGGGGAGGAGCGCUGCUCGAAUUGUCGCAGUUUCAGAGCAUUGCGGAUUCGAAGAGCAUGAUUACUGAUUGCAUCUCGAAGCUGGAGGAGGCUUUGCAGAUAAUUCCCACGAAGCACGAUGCUCUGUGGUGCCUAGGAAAUGCCCACACCUCUUUUGCAUUUCUGACCCCUGAUCUCGACGAGGCAAGGCCUUAUUUCGAUAAGGCCACUGAGUUUUUCCAGAGGGCGGCCGAUGAGGACCCCGGUAACGAGCUUUAUCAGAAGUCCUUAGAAGUUACAUCUAAGGCACCAGAAUUGCAUAUGGAAAUCCAUAAGCAUGGACUGGGACCGUUGGGUCAGCAAACUCUGGGUGGGGGACCUGCUCCUUCAUCAUCCAGUACAAAGAGUUCUAAGACCAAGAAGAGCAGUGAUCUGAAGUAUGACAUAUUUGGAUGGGUUAUCCUUGCUGUUGGCAUUGUUGCAUGGGUUGGAAUGGCAAAAUCCCACAUGCCGCCACCACCCCCAAGAUAAGCUUUAUUUAGAAUAAGACGGAAGUAACCCUGCCAGUGCAUUUGGUUGAAGGGUAAUAUUUUCUUUAAGAUAUCCAUCUGGUUGAGCUGUAGUAAUUCAAGUAAAUCAUGUGGUAUGUUGACUACAUGUUGAUUUUGACCAUAACUUUUUUAUGUUGCUAUGAUAAUUAGAACAUCAUUUUUUAUAUGAAUUAUUGUUUGCUCUUGCAAA